AUGCGGCUUGUCUUGGUUUUCAUACUCACCAGUUUGGUGGACGCAAAGAGUGUUUCCUUAAUUAUCAUUUUGAAGGCCCUUGAGAAGGAACUGUCUUAUGCGACAAUUCUUAUUAUUGAAAGUUCGACACAAAGAGAUUCAUGUUGGAACCAAAGUUCAUUUCCAAAGGAGAUUCCCACACUAAACUUUAAUGCGAAUCAAAGUGUGUAUCUGAAAGAUACUUUUAAUUCCAAAAUGCUAGUACUUGUUUGUCUAAUGGAAAAAGAAAACGAUUUAAUGGAAGCACUCUACAGUAAUCUUGAAGAUAUGCGAGAUACUCCCACCAUAGUAUUCACAUCUUCUGCAGAUCACAUACGAGAUAUAUUUCAAGAGUGUUUUCGGAAAAGAAUGCUUAAUAUGCUGGCUUUUAAAGGCUCUGAUACGGAGUUCAUAUACAGCUACCAGGCAUAUCCCAAAUUUCGUGUUAUAAAACGGAGUGCAAUGGGUGUUCGCAGAUACUUUGAGCCGCAACUCGCGGAUCUGGGUGGCUAUGCCCUAAAGGCUCUUCCGGACAACGUAAUGCCGCGAACAUUAUCCUACCGAACUGCUGAAGGAAAUCUAAAGUUGGCUGGAUAUCUCUACCCCUUCAUCCGGAAUUAUGUGAGGAGCAUAAACGCCACUCUCGAAAUUUGCUGGGAUCUGGUUCCAGAGGAUGGGAUAAUACCUGAAUGGGGGGAGUCCAUUCUCUCGGAGACGGGACAAGUGCACUUUCCAUUGGGCCUUGAAGGUCUUGACGAAGACAUAUUGAAACAGAACGUAAUUAUGGAGAUCUCCAGCUGGUUCCUGAUGUUACCCAUGGAACACCCCCUUCCCCGAGCCCAAUUCUUUACCAAGUUUCGACUGUACAGGCUCUUACCUCUAAUGUUACUGGUAGCAAUAGUGCUCAGUAAUGCUCAUCGCAUGGAAUCGGGACUUAGUCCCACCUGGCGAUUCUACGUAGUGGGAAACAAAGUACUCCGAGGAAUCCUUGCUCAGCCAUUUAACCUACCCAAUGAACUCUCCAUCAAACUCAUGGUCAUUUAUUGGUUGCUCCUGCUCAGCGGUUUUUUUGUGACCAACUAUUACAUGGCAUAUUUGGAGACCUGGCUCGUCCAUCCACCCGCAGGUGAUCCAAUCGUAAGCUGGGAUCAAUUGCGCAGCCGGAAGCUAAAGGUCCUUACAAUCCCAUCAGAACUGGAGUUCUUGAAGGUUACAAUGGGAUCGGAGUUCAUAGAAGCCCGCUGGGAUAUAUACAAAAUCGCCAACUCGACGGAUUACCAGAGGAAACGAAUGUCGCUGGAUCGAUCUUAUGCCUAUCCAGUGACUCUCACCCUGUGGCCACAUUUGAAGCAGUCACAAAUUAAGCUACGACGUCCAAUAUUCCGUCGUUCCAAGGAGUUGGUUAUUGUCCAGAUUAUUAUUUUAGGUAUGACACUGCCAAAAAACUCGGUAUUUUACAAGCCUCUUAAAAGAUAUACAGCACUAACCUAUGAGAGUGGACUGUAUACGGUUUGGUUCAAACGUAGCUUCAUGGAGUUGGUGGACCUCGGCAAAAUCUCGUACAAAGAAGAUAUCGACCACGACGUUUACUUUGAUCUCAAGUGGCAGGACUUUAGCCUUAUAUGGAUGUCCUUCAUAUGUGGAACUACCUUGAGUUUCCUUGUGUUCCUUGGCGAGAUUGCAUACUACAGGUGGCAUUGGAAAAGAACACAAAGAUGA
Drosophila rhopaloa is the source of this 1737-nucleotide messenger RNA. RefSeq lists its product as uncharacterized. The record is from RefSeq and is a predicted model, not a curated record. The transcript has a single exon. Lineage: Eukaryota; Metazoa; Arthropoda; Insecta; Diptera; Drosophilidae. Bases 1 to 1737 code for a protein of 578 amino acids.